ACAAAAUUAUGCGCCUCGGGAAUACAAAUACCACGAUUGCUUUGACAGAGACUACCCCUGCAGUAUGUUCGAGUAGGUUAGUUAGCGUUGUAAGUUGUGCAUUCAUGUCGUAUAACGUUAAUAAGACACUUUUAUAUUAUUAUAGCCUGCAGUAGGUUAAUGUAGUUUUCACAGCUUUAGCUAGCUAGCUGUUGACCGUGCUAGAGAACAUACUAACUCGGCUUGCUAGCUGGCUGUGCAGGUAACUAGAGUUUAAGCUAACUCACAGAGGACACAACCAUGGCUUAUACGCAGAUAUUGAAAGCCCUGCACCGGAAUCUACAACAGACAUCGAGACAGUACUCCGUGCAGAAAUGCAAACUCACACAGGUCAGCUCGCUCAUCCAAACACACAGGACUGUGUCGACAGUAUCAAGACUGACCUUUCACAGAAGAGUCGGGGCUCCUUCUGUUCAGCCAGCACUGAGCUGCUUCAUUCAUGUAACGUUAGAGAGACGGCGGGCUAUUUCCCUCGACUCUACAGCCAGAAAUAAAAGCAGCCCAGAAGAGAGAGACAAGUCAGUGUACAGGUAUCAGAGUGGGAGCCCAAAGCCUUCAGCUGCACAAAAAGUGAAAGAAGCUGGCAGAGACUUCACCUACCUGAUAGUUGUCCUCAUCGGGCUUGGAGUGACGGGUGCGCUGUUAUAUGUGGUGUUCCAGGAGCUGUUUUCUUCCUCAAGUCCAAAUAAAAUCUAUGGGAAAGCCUUCAACAAAGUCAGGUUACACCCAGAGGUGAUUGGUGCAUUUGGCGAGCCAAUCAAGUGUUAUGGGGAGACUACCCGUCGAGGAAGGAGGCAGCAAGUCAGUCACCUGGAGUAUCUGAAGGAUGGACUGAAGCAUAUGAGACUUACGUUUUACAUCGAAGGCUCUGAACCUGGCCUCAAAGGAACUGUACAUUCAGAGUCAAAAGAGAAUCCUGAAACCGGAAAAUAUGAGUUUCGCUACAUAUUUGUGGACAUAGACACCUACCCAAGAAGGACCAUCAUUGUGGAAGAUAACCGAUAAGAUAAUAAACUCAGAAGUGUCACUUCGCUGUGAAAGCAUUGUGAAAAUGUGAAAAGGCAGGUUUGUGUUAUUGGACAAAUAGCUAAAGGUGCACUGAAAAUUUAACUUUACUAUUAAAAGCUGUUAUGUUGAACAUCAACUGUUUUGGCUGAUUGAAACUUUGCUACAACAAUGUACUGGUCAGGAUUUGGUGGAGAGCUUUGUAAAGCAGUCUCAUUCACAGAAAAUUAUCAUUGACUCUUAUUUGUUAUUGUUCUAUAAAUCAUACACAUGUGCUACAAGUAGUUUUUUGUUGUUUUUUACUGAAAGACAACAGGAUGACUUUUUGAAAUAACUUCAAAAUCAAAGAUGCUCUUAAAUUGUAAUAAGAAAUGUGUGAGGACAAACAGGAUCAGACAACAAAAAAAUAAGUGGUCUGUCAUUUUAGAGAUCUUGAAAAUGUUGCAAAUUCCUUGUGUUCUGAAAUUAGCUCAGUCAUAUACACCAUAUAUUCUGAUAGGUCUGCUUUUCUUUUCAAUUUACAUAUGUAUUUUAGAGUUUAGUUUAAUGUAUAAUUCUGUAUUUGAUUGUCUUUUCGAAAUGGUAUGUUGCAUUAUAAAACAGUGACCACUAGAUGGAGGCAAAGAAUCAAUCAAUCAGAUAGGAACACCCUGAUAUGACCUUUUUUUUAAUAUAAUUUCUCAUUCAUUUACGACUUUCUAUGUAUUUGAAUGGGUAUUUUUAAUAGUUUAACAUAUUUUGGGAGGUAUCACGGGGAAACAGACUUUGAAGACUCGACAUUAACUGAACAUCUGAUUUUAAACAAUGAACAGCCAGGUUACUCUUGGAAUAAUUUCGCCUCUUAAGAAAUGUAUAUUCUGAUACGUUGAUAUACAUGUGUAAUAUAAUGACAUUGGUUAUUGAAAAUAUUAUGGAUUUGGUCCCAUUUUACCCUUAUGUCAGACAAUCCUAUGCUACCUUCCAUGACCGUCGGAAAUGUUGACAUUUAUAGUGGAACACAAUUAAAUUCCCAAGCAAUAACCCGGGAAAUAUCACUUUUUUAAAUCACUUUUUUGUAACAUCUGCUGCCGAGAUGCGAUCUCCGGGGAGACAGAGAAUGUGUUAUUACUAAUUUGAAUUCUUUGAUAACUGUACUGUUAGCGGGUUUUUUUUCCUUUUACCAUUAAAACAAACUAUGAACCCACCUGAGAUGGGCGUUCUUAUUUCCAUUAUUCUGUGGAAAACCAAAGUAGCUCCAUACUGCUUGACUAAUACAACGGCAUUUGGAGAUGCAAUUUCUGACAGGAACAACAGCACUUGAACGUAAAAACUAACCGAUUAAUUGCAAUUAUUACGUCUGUGUUCAGGCCAGGGGAGCAGUUUACGGGAAGCACUGAAGGCAACAGUUGUAUUAACCCCGCCCACUGUGAAACCAAAGGCAGCAAUGAACGCACAAGGAUGUGAUAAGUCCCUUAACGCUAGCUAAAACUCUAAAGCACUAGUUUAGUUGUUUCCUUAAUAUUAAGUUAACGAGUAGCUUGCCGAGUAACUAGCUAGUAACCUUGUAUAUAAUACUAAGAAGGUAUGUUCAUAAAGCAGGACAGCUUUAGUUAUUGUUUUGUUCGCGGCGUGGGUAAAUAGUGUAGCGGCUGUUGUUGUUGUGGCCUGCUACACGAUAGCCUAGCUGAACUAGCUGUAGCCUCAGCUGGUUCCUGGAGCUCUACUCGCAUCACAUCCCGAAACGACAAGGGAAAUGGCACACCUUCCCAGCUAACUCAGAAGGCCGAGUAGUUGUCGCUAUAAAGGAUCAGCAAGUUGUUCCCCAGCUAUGAGAGCCUGUACUCAGUGAUUGACAUCUCACAAAAAUGGAGCUGUACUGGUAUAUAGUUGUUAUCAUAUUCAUCAUCAUCAAAAUAUUCUUCUAUGUGUGCUGGUACCGAUCAAGACAGAGGCAGCUGGCGGCAUACCUGAGCAACCCACGAAAUGCUCAGAUCGUCAUUGUUGGAGGAAGGGCCUACCUUCAUCAGAUGUGUGAGAGACAGAGUCAAACCUCUGUCUGGCCUAGUCUGUAUGGUGUUCAGGAUGACCUGUCGAUAGAGGAGCCCUCCACAGCCCUGCCACCAGCUGCGUCCUUUUCCCACUUGGACAUGCCACCACCCUAUGAGGCAGUCUCUGGAGAGGAUGAUCUGAAGCCCCCUCCCUACAGCCAGUGUGCUCAUGCCGCUGAGGCCGAUGUUCUUCGUCCCUUCCAUCACGCUCCCCUCAUUUCUGAGGGAGGAGACACCAUUAGCAUAAAUGAAGCCCCACCACCCUACACACCGUCUGCCCCUACACAAGUCAGUCAACUAGAUGGCCCUGUAAGUCACAGUGAGUCCCAGUCAGAGAGCAGGUCCACCUAAUCAAUCCCUGAUGCAAAUUUGCCUUUUCCAUGCACUGCCUUCCUACAUUCAACCUCAGUGAUCGCUGCCAGCCUAACUCUCGUCACAUGAGAACAGAUGUUUAUUUGGAUGCUAGUUUGUGUGUAUGCGUGUGUGUUUGGUGGUUUUUAGAAGUUGUUUUUCUACUUUGUAUUUUUAUUUUUUUUAAGUGGUCAUCUGAUGAGUUUGGCAAUAACAGAUGACAUCAGCAAGCCUGUGUGCCUCAGUCAGGACCACAGAACCUGCCUCCCAGCUAGGAUGAGGAUAAUACCCUUGACCUCUAAGCUCAAAGGGAAUCAGUGAGAUACAGAUAAGCAGAGAGACACAUACUUUCAAGUGUGCUUAUAAAGUUGUUUCCUGCUGUAUGUCCGAGGCCAUUUCCUUUCACAGAUCUAAUACAAUUGACUCAUUCCAAAAGCAUGAUUGGGGAAAUGAGUAGAUGCUUGGUUUUAGUUCCUGCUACUGUGAUACACAAUAUGUGGGACAUUACUUGUCACAUUACUGUGUGUGUGUCUGUCUAUAGAUAUUGUUCUGAAAACAGUAGCUCAAUAACAGUGUGUGAUAGAAAAUUCAUGGUGUAGACAGUCUAAUUAGAUUUCUGGCUAUUUGCUGCAUAUAUGUGCAUAUUGAAUAAAUUGUUUCAACGUCUUCAAACUGUUAUAACUCAAUGCUUCAUUAAUACUGCAUGUGUUAUUUGAAGACAAAGUAUGUUGACUGAGAACUAUUUGAUAAUGAAUGCACACACUAAUUGUUAAGUAAUGACCUCAUUAACAUAACUGGUUCUGGUUAAUAUAUCAUGGUGAUUAUACUGGCACAUCAGGCAAUUCAAGUGCCUAUUAGAUCUGUGAAUGGAAGUGAGCACGGACGUGCUGAUAAAAUAAAUUAACACUUUUUGACAGUAGACAAGAGGUUGUUCUCUGUUGAUUAUCAUCUCUGCCGCUGGAUUCUUUCUGUUGCUGCUUUACAUUUGCACCUAUAUGCCAGAAAGCAAUGUUCGGUCCGAACAGUAUGAACAUGAAUUUUCUUAUUUCUGUGAGUUGUGGAAUUGUGGAGAAAAAAUCUUCAGAAGUGUGAGGGGUAAAUUGUUGCUUAGUCCCUUAACACGCAUGAAAAACAUAUUUUUCUGUAGUUGUAGAUCCAUCUGUAAAAUAAUCAGGUUUGAUGUUAUGAAUUGUAAUGUUGAGCUGAAGGCUUGAAUUGAGGAAAAUAAUGUCAUCAAAAGAAAAAUGUGUAACAAUCCUGGGGGAAAAAAAAUACACACAAGGCUUAGAGCUAAGGCUCAAAACAUUUUUGGAGCUAAAUGCUGCAUUUUACGCAGUUGCUAAAAAUUCACCAACAAAACUCAGUUGUUAUCAUUAUUAUUAUUAUUAUUAUUGUUGCAAUCAAGACUAACCAAAAAAUGUUUUUAACAACAGCUUUUGUUUCCUGUAAUCUUCAUGUUAAUCUACCACGGGCUGGUAGAGGUCAGCAAACUGUAUGUGUAUUUCUUCUCUUUCUUCUUAUUUUCUGGUGCAGUAUUGCUUUGGGAAAGGUCUUUGCUGUGCUUUUUGCUUUUUGAAUCACUGCAUUUCAGAUAAUCCGGUAAUAACACUGUUAGAAGAUGCUCCCAAAUGAUCCACCUCUUGUGUUUGUUUCAGCAACAAUGUAAUCUGUGUACAGUUUCUCAACAUUAUAAAAAAAGAGAAAAUAAAUCGAAAUGAACGCUGUAUAAAUGUAUUUUGGGCUUUUGGGUAAAGUGUAUAAAAGGGGAUCUUCAUAGAGGAUCGGAAUUUAAAAUGUAAUGUUGAUGUUUUAAUGAUAAUCCCUCGUAUUGUGAUGACAAAUCGUGGAGCAUCUGUCACUGAUGCCUUUUUUAAAAGAAUCUUUCCUGUGGUUUUACAUUCUGAAGGAUGCAACAGAGAAGCUGCAAGGUACAGAUCUGAACUUUGAACUCACUAACAGCAGCAGCAUGAUGAUGAUUGACUAGCUAAACCAGAGUGUUACAGGCUUCUGCUGUAAUGUACGUCCUGUUUGUUAACUUCAUGUUCAUUCCCAUGGUGAUUGACAUAUCAGAUCUCUCCAGUCAGUAGCUUUGUGAGUUGAGGGGAAUUUUAUAAAAAAAAAAAAAAAAAUGUUUUUCCUAUUUUGGGGGGAAUACGUCUUCUGUAUUAAACUGUUGUUUAUAGUC
This is a messenger RNA of Siniperca chuatsi (mandarin fish), 5607 nucleotides long. RefSeq names its product translocase of inner mitochondrial membrane 21 (gene timm21). Gene Ontology annotation, biological process: protein import into mitochondrial matrix. The record is from RefSeq and is a predicted model, not a curated record. Gene Ontology annotation, cellular component: TIM23 mitochondrial import inner membrane translocase complex. Bases 280 to 1044 code for a protein of 254 amino acids. NCBI's taxonomy places the organism in Eukaryota, Metazoa, Chordata, Actinopteri, Centrarchiformes, Sinipercidae. The transcript has 10 exons.